GUCCAACAGAACCCCGUUUGAACACGUGGCCGCUUAAAAGACGGAUUUGCGCUCCCUCCGGAUGCGCGUCUUCCCUAAUUUUGAAUGACCUCUCCCGCUCCCUCCGCUCGCAGCGUCUCUCAGCCGGGCUGAAGUUGGAGCCGCUGUCCAUCUGCCGAGCUGACCGCGUUAACACCGCGGCCUUUCUCUUCUCCGCCUUACAGAUGCCGUCCUCAGCGCUUUGUCGCCAAAUGGAAAAGAAUGCUCGUCCGCUCGCUCCGUCAGAUCAUGUUGGUUUUGACAGUCUGCCAGAUCAACUGGUGAACAAGUCGACGAGCCAGGGCUUCUGUUUCAACAUCCUCUGUAUUGGAGAGACCGGUAUUGGAAAGUCCACACUAAUGGACACUCUGUUCAACACCAAUUUCGAGAACUCUGAGUCCUCCCACUUUGAGCCGCAGUUGAAGCUGAGAGCUCAGACGUAUGAUCUGCAAGAGAGCAGCGUCCGGUUGAAACUCACAGUGGUCAGCACCGUGGGCUUCGGAGACCAGAUGAACAAGCAGGAAAGCUAUCAGCACAUUGUGGAUUAUAUCAACACUCAGUUCGAGUCCCACCUGCAAGAGGAGCUAAAGAUAAAGCGCUCGCUUCAUAACUACCACGACUCCAGGGUCCACGCAUGCCUUUACUUCAUCGCUCCCUCUGGUCACUCCCUCAAAUCCCUGGACCUGGUGACCAUGAAGAACCUGGACAGUAAGGUGAACAUCAUUCCGGUCAUUGCUAAAGCAGACACCAUCUCCAAGAGCGAGCUCCACAAAUUGAAGAUCAAGAUCAUGAGCGAACUGGUCAGCAAUGGCAUCCAGGUCUACCAGUUUCCAGUCGACGAUGAGACUGUGGCAAAGAUCAACGCGAACAUGAAUGGUCACCUGCCCUUUGCUGUUGUCGGGAGCACAGACGAGGUGAACAUGGGCAAUAAAACGGUGAAGGCCCGUCAGUACCCCUGGGGCGUGGUGCAAGUGGAGAACGAGACUCACUGUGAUUUUGUGAAGCUGAGGGAAAUGCUGAUCAGUGUGAACAUGGAGGACCUGCGAGAACAAACACACACACGGCACUACGAGCUCUACAGACGCUGUAAGCUGGAGGAGAUGGGCUUUAAGGACAUGGACUCUGAGUCCAAACCAGUCAGUGUUCAGCAGACAUAUGAACUGAAGCGUCAGGAGUUUCUGGCUGAGCUGCAGAAGAGAGAAGAGGAGAUGAAGCAGAACUUCGUUCAGCGAGUGAAGGAGAAGGAGGCGGAGCUAAAAGAAGCUGAGAGAGAGCUGCACGUCAGGUAUGAGCAGCUGAAGCAGCUGCAUACGGAGGAGACGAGUGAGCUGGAGGAGAAGAGGAGGAUGCUGGAGGAGGAAAUGAGCUUCUUCAGCAAACGCAAAGCUGCUGCCGAACUGCUGAACUCUCAGUCGCUCAACAACAAAAAGGACAAAGACCGGAAGAACGCUGGAUUCUGGUGAAGAACCAAAAAAGGCCAUUUUAAUAUCCUGCCAUGGACCACAAUAAGCUCUGUAAUCCAUUUUGCUAUUUUAUUUGCAGUAUUACAGCAAUGCAGGCAGAAAUACAUCAGUAUUGACGUAAUAUCGCCACUAUUGAUGGAGUAUUUUUGUCUUUUAUCAUAUGUAAUAUGUGGACAUCUGAGGAAUUUUCUAAUUAGCUUAUUUUAUAAGAAAAUGCCAGAUUCUUUCACUCAUACCUGGAAUACUAAUUUUGAGAUUCACACUACAGAUCGUUUACACCUCUAAAAAACUGCCCUUUUUUGUGGUUUGUCACAUUUUUAUUACCAGUUAUUCCCCAAGAACCAACUAGGAAUAAAUAAACCUUUAUUACAUAUUAGACAUUUCAGAUUUGUAAUGGGAAAGUAUUAUUUUAUUAACAAAUAAAUGUGUUGCACUUUUCA
This is a messenger RNA of Pygocentrus nattereri (red-bellied piranha), 1921 nucleotides long. It is a transcript of the gene septin10, whose product is annotated as septin 10. Gene Ontology annotation, biological process: cytoskeleton-dependent cytokinesis. Gene Ontology annotation, molecular function: GTPase activity; GTP binding; molecular adaptor activity. The coding region runs from base 204 to 1481 and encodes 425 amino acids. Gene Ontology annotation, cellular component: cell division site; septin ring; microtubule cytoskeleton. The record is from RefSeq and is a predicted model, not a curated record. The transcript has 10 exons. NCBI's taxonomy places the organism in Eukaryota, Metazoa, Chordata, Actinopteri, Characiformes, Serrasalmidae.